AGAGAGAGAGAGAUUUUUAAUUGGUUUGCUAAUUUAGGUUUAUGCAUAUCGCAUGUUAAAGGGAGUGUCUUAUAAUUAUCUAGAGAAACAACAGCUGAGUAUCUCAUUUAAAUUUGUUAAAUAAUCUGAAGGAAAAUGUGAUUUUAUACACAUAAUAAAAAUUGUACGAAACCUUACUGCAGAUUAUUUUCUAAAAAUUAUAUAGAACGUUUAUAAAAGACAUUACCAAGUUUUGUAUAGUAUAAUAAUCAAUAAUUUUCUUUAUAUAUAACAAGAUUUUUUAACGGCGAAGUUGUUCGUGAGACCAAUGAUACUCGCGAAGUAUAUCUUGGCGAUAAAAUGAUGAAGAACAGCCAGACUUAAUGACCCGUGACGCUAUAUCGAAUUAAAGCGGAAGUUCCUUUUAUUGCCGGCUAUUUAAAGCGCACGUAAUCACCCUCGCGAUGUACUAAUGAUAUACCUACUUGCCGGCAUAAACUGUCCCAACCGUCUACGAGAUAGAUAUUUAGAGAUUGCAAAUAGUUAUUGCGUUGACUAUAGCUCAAUUGACUAUAUAGUCGUGAUAACUUGCUGAAUGCGGAUUAAACUUGGAUCUAUCUCGUUGAUUUUCACUCGACGGCCCACGAAGCCGCCGUCUAUCUAGAAUAGUGUUAUGAUUUCAUUAUACGUAGCAAUGUGCAUCUCUCUUUAACGUUGUGAUAUAAAGAACUCGAUAAUCUUUUAUAGUAGAAAUAAUCGCGGGAAUGUGUUAACUACCGCAUCCGUUAUGUGAAUUUUGCUGUGAAUCAAUCUUUUGUAAUGUCCAUCUAAAUUGGUAAUUUCUUUCGCAAUACUUUUAUUGAUCUAAACAUUCUAAACGGAUGACUCUCUGGUUGCAAAAAUAUAUAAGUAAAACUUGUCCAGCAACCGCCGAAUGUUUGUUAGAUCUAUUCAAACAACUGCUUGAAAGAGAAACCGAGUAAACACUUUCAAUCGACAAUCAAAUAAUUCGUCCUGACCGUUGAAAUAAACGAUGGUGCGAAUCGUGUGUAAGGAACUUUCGAUUCGACCGUCCAUGAUAUAUACAUAUACUCAUCUCUUGGAAUACCAGAGUCGCGAACGCGCUGUUUAUGCGAAAUCCUGUGGCUCGUGGUGGCGAGAACGGAGAGCGCAGGCGUCCGGAGUCCUGUGGCGGCAAGCGAAGUCCGAUUUUCUCUAGUGUCGCGUCAACUGCCGCUGGAGAGUCGUGUGCAUCGCACCCUGCCAGCUGUGCUUAACAACCCCUUCUUUGCGUGGCUUUACCACGUUCACUAUUUUUCGUUAAAAGUUAAGUCCGGAAUUAAAAAGUACUUUCGAGGUGUGCCGAAUUUACAUUGCGCGGAAAAUCGCGCGUACACGUGAGCCUUAAAAUGCUUUCCUAACAUCGUGUUUACUUAAAAUUAGUAUAAUGAAUCUCUUCUCGCGCCUUUUUGCUUCUGUAUGCUAGAAUGAAUGUAUCAUUGUGAUACCUCGAGAUAAUUAAUUCGAGAUUGGAAAGGCUCAAUCUAACGAUGACAAUCUUCUCGUGAUCGUGAGAUCGGAGCAGAAUUUUCGAUUUACAUAUAAGGGGCCGUGAAUGAGAGUGCACGAUCGGAAAGGCGAGCAUUGUGCGUGCGUUUUGUAGGAACGCGAUCGUUCAAUGUGACUGGCGGGCUAGAUCUCGCGUGGUGGCGAUUUCGUUCGAAAAGCGUUCAUCCUGAGCGCGUCCCAUUUCCGGUCGUUUGCCGUUCGGAAACGUGACGUAUUUGCGAAGAAGUGCAUCGAUCAUGAAUUGGUGCGACGUGCAAGCUUACGCGGAUUCGGUCGACAAGUCGUCCGCACGUCGAGGAAUGUUCGCAUCGGACGCCAAAGCAUGAGGGACGACGCAUUGACGUAAUGAUGCAGAGAGCAGUGCUGCUACUCUGUUGGCUGCCGCUCCUCAACCACUGCCACGCCGUAAAUCCAGGUUGUUCAUGUGUUGUAUACAGCAGCUCGGACAGACCUCAAGGUGGCACUUUUACAUCUCCCGAUUAUCCGAAACGAUACCCACCGAAUAUCGAUUGUCUUCUGUACACAUUCAUUGGUCAUCCAGAUGAAAUUGUUUUUCUACAGUUUCAUCACUUCAACAUUCGUCGUAUCUGGUCUGACUGUACAAAAGGAGAUUUCUUGAAACUAUUUUUACAUCUGGAGAGUAAGGGCAUUUCUGAGUACACCCCUUGGUCCGGGGUGCUUUGCGGAGAACUGCGUGACAUCCCGCAAUUUCUUUACAGUUCGAGAUCGACACUCAUUCUGGAGUUUCACACUGAGGGUCCAUCGUCUAAUUCCACUGGCUUUUCCGGCACUUUUAGUUUCAUCGAUAGACGUUUAUUCGAGAUGGACGGUCUGCUGGUACCCGGCACGAUGUGUGACCACGAGUUUGUCAGUUCGCAAUCGACGCCUCAAUACGGACGAUUUUAUUCGCCGCGGUACCCGUCCUCCUAUCCGAAGAACAUCCGGUGCUCCUACCUCUUCCGGGCAAGGUUGAAGGAGAGAAUUCGCUUGGUCUUUGAGGAGAUUUCUCUGCAAGAAGGAGACCUGAGUUGCCUGAAUAGGGCGGAUUUAAUCAGGGUGCACGACGGAACGGAUUCAGGGGCGCCCACAAUAGCCGUACUCUGCAACCAGGGAGCGGAAGUGGAGGUACUCAGCACGGGACCAGGUCUCUACGUCGAGUUCGUCGCUAAUUCCGAGUGGCCGGGCCAGGGCUUCAAGGCGAUGUUCCAAUUCCAGCCAUUGGACGAUGCGCUACAUCCUGAGCCGGACAAGGUCCCAGGGGCUGCUACAGGGAACCCCAAGUACUCGGUCAUCGGACCAGCUGUCAGCGCUACUACGUCGCUCUGCGACGUGGUUUACAACAGCGAUUCAACAAAAACGGGCGUAGUUAUGUCACCUGGAUACCCGAACCCAUAUCCACCUAGGACACACUGUACAUACGACUUCCAAGGAAGAGGAAAGGAACGGGUGCAGGUGAUAUUCCAGGACUUGAAUCUGUUUAAUCCGCCAAAAAAUCCAAAUGACUGCGAGGGGGUCGAUUCAUUGGUGGCGUUCGUGCAUAUAGAUGGAAAGAAGGACAAAAUAGAUUCGUUCUGCGGAGAUGUACCGGCGCGGCCUAUCAUGAGCAACGGCCCGCGGCUUUCCUUGGAGUUUCAGGGAGUAACGUCGUCUCGCCAUUCGAGAGGAUUUAAAGCAACAUAUACUUUCAUGGAAAACUUCGGUAUAACGACAGGUCGGCAAGAGGGGCAGUAUCCGUGUGCCUUUGUUUUCAACAGCAACGAGACCCGGAACGGUACGUUCGCGUCGCCAAAUUACCCCGGCCUGUACCCUCGUAGCACGGAAUGCUACUACUUCUUCUAUGGUCAAUCUAACGAGAAGGUUCACCUUCAUUUCCACUUCUUCGACGUCGAGGGAGUGUUACCGUGCGAAGCUGUGUCAGCCAGCGAUUACGUUGAAUUCUCCAACUAUAUGAUCAGAGACCGAAAGUAUCCGAGGCACUGUGGUCAGCUGAAAGAAUUCGACGUUUACAGCGACAGAAAGUUUUUCCGUGUUACGUUCAAGAGUAACGAUCGUCUCGACGCCACGGGCUUUAAUGCCAGUUACGUGUUCGUGGACGAGGAAGAAAAUUACACGAUGAAGAUACCUGCGAGCAACGGAUCGGCACGGCAUGGUAUCGCGCCUUCACCUCUACCGUUGCUGCUGCUGUUCCUGCUCUUCACGAACUGUCUUUACAUUGGCAGCAGAGGUUCGCACUAAGAAAAGGCCAUCACUGCGGCCACGCGGACGAGUCCUGGCUCAAUUUACAACGAACCGCAACUUUAAGAUCGAGAGCCAUCCAGAAUCACCAAUAGCUCAGCUCACCGAAGAAAGUGACGACCUCGUUGACAAAUUCGUCGGGAGGGAGUGUGUUACUCAAGUCUAUUAUCCGACCGGGACACGAAGUUUUAAAUUUGUCCACGCACCCUUUCUCAUUCUAUCCCAUUCGUCCGCGUCACGUUGACUAUUUCGAGGAGAAAGCAUCGGCGGUAAAAUACUUUUACAUCUAAACAGCGUGCAAGAGAAACGACCGUGCGGACGAUGUCAUUGGUCGAGAACUCGUCGCAACCUCGUUACCGUAAACAGGAGAAGUGGGAUUAAUUGGCUGCGUGACUAAAUUGCCGAUAGUAGCCUACGUGAAUAAGUUACCGUCGACAAUUAACUUUUUCGAGAAGAAUCCUUACUUUCGAAGAAGUACAAGUAAAUUUUGUUUCGCGGUGAUUGCGCAAAAAACAUUACGACUCGUUGCCGCUGUUUCGAUUUAAGCAAAUGCAUUUUCUCUGUUUAUCGUUACAAUUUAACUUUAAUUACGAGUUAAAAGUUGAAUGGAAGUCCGCAGCUGCGAAGCACUUUAAUUCUCAAUCUUUCUUUCGAUACUGGGAAAAUAGUUAAGUUAAGCGCGUGCUCUCUUAAGCCCUAGGUCCUGACCGAACAUGCGAAAACAAACAGGAAUGAACAACUCGCGACGCCGUUUGUACUUAUCGAAACAAAUUGUUCGUUCGUGUUUGUUGGCGCUCGUUCACCUUGUUUAGAUCCGACUUUAAAGAAAAUCAUACGAUCAUUUAUCAUACGAUUAUUUAAACCUGAUUUUACUCGUUCAAUGGAUAAUGUUUUUCUCCUCUCGCGGGGAACGAAUCUCUUAAGUCAUCGUAACUGUCUGUCCGUAUAUUGCUCGAAAGUCAUACAUACCGUAGAAAAAAUUCGCCUUCACAAAUACGGACGGACUUUUACUAUACAUCCUCUAUACGACUGUGAUGUUCCCGUUCUUUCUUAGUUUAUUAGAGACGAAAAUAAGUCUGAUCAUUCGCGAUAGCGAACAUUCGUAAUCGAUAAUUAGGUCCUGGAUAUACUAUUGAUCGCCGAUCGCAUCAUGGAAACUUAGAAAGCGUAGAGUUAAAUAUUUAUUGUGAAAAAGCCUAUUUCAAUGAGCAAGCGUAACUAACAGGAAAAUUGCAAAUAAUAAUCCGAAAUUUCGGAUUUCAAAUCUAGUGAGAAUACGUAAUUGACACGUUUAAUGGAAUAUAUGAGAGCGAUUACCGAUUGUUUAAAAAUGCGCGUUCGAUUGAGCGAUUUCGGCGAUGAAUGUUUCAAUAAUGAGCAAUACGUGAUCGACCGAAUUUACGGGCUAGUGAUGAUUAAAGAGGGAUAUUUUGGAAACAUUUUUUGAGCUUGUGGACUGCAUCAAUAUUACACAAUUUGAUCUCACGGGUAACUACCAAUUCUUUCCAAUUUGUAUUUUAUCCGUAUGAUGCAAAGAAUCGAUCGCAUUCAAACUAAUCGCCUUAGUGAAACUAAUUUUCUCAUUAAAUCGGUAUAAUUACAUGAGCAAGAGUUGACUAUGGUAAAAUAUGUAUAUAUUUUAGUCUAAUUUUCUGUCGGAAUCGUUAUUAAUAUUUAACAUUAAUUAAAUUGUUAUCACUUUAAAGUUGAAUAGUUUACGAUAUUAAUACGAUGUAUAUACGCUGUUAUUAUUACUGAGUUUUUCGUUAAAGCAGAGCCUUUACUAAGAACUAGAGUCCCUCUAAUAAGAGUCGCGACAUCUUGAGUUUCGGCAAAAUAAGAGAGAAAAAGAAAGCGAUAUACAAGUGAUAUACAUUCAUAACGCUUUCUCUUUCUUUCUUACAUCUCUUUCUCUCUGUUUCUCGUGCUUUUGCCGAAAAUGCGAACCAAUUAAAAGUUGCUGCUACGUGUCGCGACUCUUAUUAGAGGGACUCUACUAAGAACUAAUACUUUGACAAAUUAAGAAACAAUUUUUUAUCGAGAAAAAUUAAUAAGCAUUCUUUAUCUGUACAAUUUGUCUAUUUCUUUAAUAUUAUUUUAGAUUAGCAAUUAAAUCAUGAAUUAAAUCUGUAUUAAAGACAUUUAAAGUAACUACAAAAUAAAAUUGUUAACUCUAUUAGAUUUUAAUGAUUAAAAGACGGAUUUAACUCUCAUACUUAUAACUUGAUAUAGCUCUUGUAGGACAAAUUCGUACGAGUAUACAACUGGAAUAUAUAUGCACCAUUAUGUUCUCAAAAAAUUAACGAAACAGAUAUCAGUUUGCUUUAAAAUUAAUUUCAUGCGUUUUAGCGUACAUACAUCGAAACGAAUAUAAUAUCCGUUUUGAAGAUUGUUGAUGUUGAUGCUGCUUCGUCAUAGAGAUACGAGUAAAUAUAGUGCCCGUCAGAGAGUGCAGUCUGUUAUAGAAUUAUUUAUGUGACGGCUAUACAAAACUUGAGGAAUAGGAAACGAGAGAACUCGGCUCAUUGUAGAUUCGGUUGAAUGCACUCGCGCUGCGUCAAUAUAUAUAACGUAAAGAUCCUCCACUUUCUCAAAAAAAUGAUUUCGAAAAGAACAAGUUAGUGAAAUUUAUAGGUCCGGUGUUUCGGCCCUCGAGCUUACUACAGCGAUUAUGACAACCAUAUAGUGUCGUGUUCUAACAAUUGUCCGCACGUCGAGCGUGGGUUUAGUAUACCUGAUUCGUAUUUGCACAAAAUCAUGUCGAAAAGCAUGAUUUCGAUCUCGACCGAGCAUGUCCUCGUACGUGUGGAAAAUCAGCAUGGAAGAUAAUACAAGUGUGAGGAAUCAGAAUGGACUUCUAUGAACUCGAUAUCAAAUUGUGUAUCUAUAGAUACAUAACUAGGUAGCAAUACUGUCAUUGUGUACGUUAGACUCUAUCGUACGUCGAGUACUUUUUAAAUAGAUUUAUAAUAUUUUUUAUAAUUUUAAAUAGGUUUAUAAUAUGUGUUGGUAAAAAUUUUUCCUAAAAGUUUCUGAUUGAUUUUUGCAAGAGAGUAUAUGCUCAUAUGAUGUGACUUAUUGUAUGUGCGUUUGCGUGUCGCGUGUGAGAAACAAGAGAGACUGCGUGUGUGUGAUGUAUAACUGGAGAUCAUUUUCGUUUUCUGUUGUUUCCACGUUAACGGAAAAUAAGAAAAAGGUAAAGAGGAGGGUAACACUAUUAGCAAAUUGAAUAUUUAAUUGGCACUAUUAAAUGCUUACAUGUAACUAUCACCAUGUAAAUAUUGUUACAUUCGACCCGUUUCAACCGCUGUCACUAUACAUAGCCAUACUGUCUUAAACCGUACUAGUGAUUCACGAAUCGAGAGAGCCAAUACGAAAAGCGGUAGGUCGCAGCUUUGACAGUCGGAGAAAGUAUAAAUUCUCUGUUACCAAUCCACCCCCGAUACAUCGUCAAAACAAUGGCAUUCAUUUUAUGACUUGCGAUCAACUGAUCGAUUGGUUUAAUUUAUUAAUUUACUGUAAUGCAUAUAUACGUAUAAAUAAUCUGAUUAUAUGAUUAAUUUUAUGAUAUGUGUAAAUUUGCAUUAAUUUGCACAUAUGAAACUGAUGUUUGUAAUCAAUUGAUUGAUUGAGAGUUAAUUUAUUGUAAUACAUGCGUAUAAAUGCAACGACGGAUUUACGACAAUUUUUUUUAUAAGAUAUACCACUGUCCAUGAGUUUGGAAACGUGGUAAUUAUUCAAACGAUAGAGAAAAUUAUCAACGAAAGAAAUAUCUGUUGUUAUUUCAACGUUAAUGUGUCACAAUGAUAAGAGCGAAACUUUACACACAGUGCAGCCUUCUAAAAAGUACUUAAAAAGUUGAAGAUUCUUUGUUAAAGUAUCGCGCGUUAUAUAUAUAUUAUAUCGUUACACAUAUAUAUAUUGUAUAUAUGUUCACGAACCUAUGGACAGUAUCGUGUAUCUCUUCCAUCGCUAAUUUUCGUAUUUACGCCUAAAGGGAAACUGAUGAGCAAAUCAUGUCAGAAAUCCGAUAGCAAUGUACUGCUGGAUUGCUGGAACGCCCCGUAAUCAGGCAGAAAGUUCAAGGGCGGCUUAGCGGCGUGCGUUCCUAAGUCCUACAAACGUAACUUUUAUCCUUUCGUACCGUCUAUUACUGGGACCUACGAGUCGAGUUAUCCGAGUUGCGCCUGGGGCGCUCCAAACUUUGUCCUGCGGUUAAAACUAUCCGAAAGCAUCGCAGUCGUGCCCCGGAACAAAGGCCCGGCCAUUGAUCGGGGCACCGACUUCGGUAUCCGCUGAAAGCAGCGGAUGUAUUUUCUUAUUCUGUUUUGAGGCUCUUGCCCAAUCGUCUCACGCAUAAGUUACGAGAAUGUAAUGCAAUCAUCGUUACUGUCCUAAUAAACCUUCACGUAUGAAUCCAU
This is a messenger RNA of Temnothorax curvispinosus, 8204 nucleotides long. RefSeq names its product suppressor of lurcher protein 1 (gene Sol1). Bases 1894 to 3783 code for a protein of 629 amino acids. The record is from RefSeq and is a predicted model, not a curated record. The transcript is spliced from 13 exons. Gene Ontology annotation, cellular component: plasma membrane. Lineage: Eukaryota; Metazoa; Arthropoda; Insecta; Hymenoptera; Formicidae.